AUGGAACGCUUACCGAGUGAAUUGCGAUACACUGUAUUUUCAAAUGCCUGCAAUCCAAAGGAAUGUCGACUUGUAUGCAAACGUUGGUAUGCAAUGAUCACCGAUGAUUUGAUUCAUCACUCUGUCAGGAUUAUGGAUGACACAAUAGACAUCGCGCCUUAUGAGAAAUGUCAAGACUUGGCGCACCAUGUUCGUGAUGUGUAUUACUUGCCAUCCUCCAUGGAAAAGGUUUUUGCACUUCCUGGUUUGUUUCCAAAUGUGCGGCAUCUCCAUUUAAGUCUUUACGGCACAGAUGUAAUACUCAGCGAAAUUGAGUAUCGCCACCAGAUUGAAUCACUUGCCAGCAUCCCAUACUGGACACCAUCAAUCGUAUCUAUAACCGAAAACAAUUACUCAACCCCACUUUUUACUUCAUUAUGGUUGGAAACAGCCGGAGCUGCAGGAGCAACGCUCGCCAACUUGACUGAAUUGCAUAUCAAAAUGUUGGAUUAUGACGAAUUCAGCAAGCACACUCUUCAUAUGCAAACGUACAUUGUCCGAAAACAUCAAUUUGUACACAGCCUGCGAUUAGCCAUUGCCCUGCGACACUUGACACUGGAAGAAAUGCAUGUGUUUUGGCAAGACCUUGAUGCAAUUCAUGAGAAUGUGCCCGGUUUACGAUCAUUAUCACUCAUCAAUACAACGCUUCGAUUGAAUGAGAAUGCAGUAUACCCAUAUUACAAUGUUCGUCAACAGAUGGAGUAUGUCAGCAACCUCCCCAGUAAGCAGGCAUCCGGUCUUCGACACCUCCACAUUGACUUGCAUUCAGGAACAGGCUUGAAUGGGCCCCAACCACAUGAACUUGUUAAAUUCUGGAUACAACAAGUAGCAUCAAAGUACAUGGAUUUGGUAUCUUUUACAUUGAAAUGCAAUAUAUCCAUGAGAUCAACAGAUUACAAGGAUGAACACGCUCUAAGCAUGCUUCCCAUGAUGGCCUCGUGUCAGCGUCUGUCAGCUUUCAAGAUCAUACUUUAUCCCAUUACAAAAGAGUUGAUUAAUGCCAUGGACGAAAACAAGAUCAAGUUGCAUACACUUGGUUUUGCAACAACAAACAAUGCUGACUUGAAGAAACAACUUGCCGUGUUAUCAGAGUCAAAUCAGUCCAGUCAGAUACAGCGCUUGAGCAUACAGAGCAACUAUGCCGGCGGUCAUUACGAAUAUACACAAAAGAGAGCAUUGAGAGAAGAGUUUCAACCAUUCGAUACCUCCUUAUUUCAGUCAUUAUCUGCAUUCUCGCAAUUGACAACCUUGGAGUUCAACUGUACCUUUGGUCGAUCCUGCGAACUGGCUCAUUUGCUCCAGAUUUUGACCUAUUGCAGAUCAUUACGGUCGCUGGCUCUCCGUCAUGUUUCAGUCUCGAAAGUAUUUGCACAGCAUUCAGUAACAACAAAAUUAUUUCCUCGAUUGGAAUACUUGACCAUCACAAAAUUAAACAUCAAAAGAGACUGCCAAACACUUGUAGAGACAAAUACGAUCUUGCGAAGCGUACUAGAAGGCUUGCAAGGCUCAUUGAGGAUGAUUUAUUUGGAAUUUGGAUCCAUUACAUUGGGUCAAAACAAAGUCGACCAUCCUCUUGCUGAUUAUAUUUAUUUGGAUCUUUCAAAAUCACGCCAAUUGAGAGAAUUAAGUGUCACUUACGCAUUGGGAUCAAAUAUCAUUACAACCGAGCGAGGAGAUCAGCGCGAGACCCACGAGUUUGAACGAAAUAAUCUUCAUUUCACCAAGAUUUCGUCUCCUACGUCUCACUACCAAACCAAGGUUAUUUUACCACAACAGGCAAUCAAAAUCAACGCCCUUUUAGUAUUGUAA
This is a messenger RNA of Mucor velutinosus, 1848 nucleotides long. RefSeq lists its product as uncharacterized. The record is from RefSeq and is a predicted model, not a curated record. Gene Ontology annotation, molecular function: protein binding. NCBI's taxonomy places the organism in Eukaryota, Fungi, Mucoromycota, Mucoromycetes, Mucorales, Mucoraceae. The transcript has a single exon. The coding region runs from base 1 to 1848 and encodes 615 amino acids.